UCUCAACUUAAACAUAUGUGAAUUUAAGGGGAAGGGCCGUUAAUUGAAUUAUCUCUCUGAAUAAACUGUUGCAUUGCAGUCGGAAAUUUACGGAAGCAGGAAGCGAAGUAAACUAAUCAAGAGAAUAUGACAAAGAUUCCUUUAAAUGACACAGAAUUUGAAUAUCUAAGAACUACACUUAUAUCAGAAUCAACAAGUGUUUCAGAUAAAUUUGAUAAGCUGUAUUAUUCUAAAGGAUACCUUACAGGAAGGCAGGCUGCUGCCAUUUUAGCUUGUUAUAAAACAGCUCCAGAAAGAGUCCGGGUGAUAAAAGCUUUACAAAAAAGAUUAUGCCGUAUGACAUGUGCUGAAGCAAUUGAAAUAUUAAAUGUUUUACAAUCAACCAAUUAUGAUCGAUUAUUUGCAUUAGACUGCAUUAAACAUACAUUAGUUGAUCAUGAAACAACUGACGGCAUUGAAUAUAUCUUGAAAGCUUUUGUUUAUGAAAUUGACAAAUUGAAAGCCUUACAAAUAUUGUCAACUGUUAGUAUGUAUGUUAAAAAAGAGUUAGCCAGUGGUGGACAUCAAGUUUAUGCACCAUUUGGUGGUCUUUAUACCCAAAGCUUUCCAGGUUGUGAGGCCCUCUAUGGACCAAUUAGUGAACAAAUGGCUCUCAAAGAUCAUUUAGUAAAGCCUUCCCUUCCAGUAACAGUAAAUAUACAUCCAUCACUGUCAAUAUUUCAUUCAUCACCAUCAUAUAAAUAUAUAGGUGAUUUAAACCGUUCAUGGUAUCCCGGUGGUGGUAGACCACCUUUACCACCAACAAUGGCGGAACAUGUUAAAAUAGGUCCACCAAAACAAGUAGCUGAAAGUGAGCUGGGUUUUCUCGAAAAAUCCCCCAUCUUCCAUGAUAACAAUGCUAAUAAUACUAAUAACGUAUGUUUAACUGCUGAUUAAUUUGAAAAAAGCAAAUAAAUCAUCUAUUUGUAAGCAGGCAGAAACUGAUUGUCGUUUUUAAUAUUAUUUUAUUACACAUUGAUUUUUUCAUCCAUUGUGAAACUAGUUAGAAGGAAAUGAAUUUUUCACACUUGCGAUUAUUAGAUAAAUGCAAGUCGUAAGUAAUUAAACAUUUUUUCCAUCUGAAAGAACCAACUUCUUUGCUUAAAUUAGACAUAAAAUAUGACAUUCAAAAGAAUUAUUGAUAUUUUUGAUCACAAUUUUGUAAGAAUAUACAAAUGAAUGUCUAUGAUCAGUCAGUAUUUUACUAUUGAAGAAUAUGAGAUGUAGAUUUUUAAACCUUUUCUUCAUGGGUUAGUUAACUAUCAUAAGAAAAAAAAAUAAAUAAUUACUGAUAAAA
Molecule: messenger RNA, 1336 nt
Organism: Schistosoma mattheei
Lineage: Eukaryota; Metazoa; Platyhelminthes; Trematoda; Strigeidida; Schistosomatidae
Source: the annotation of a GenBank genome assembly